AUGGCUGAUACCGAGGAAGCUUUUGGACUCCCGAGUACCCCAAAUGAUUCGGAUUCAAAGGAGUUACAGAACGAAAGCAAACAAGACAGCCAAAUAGGAACUUCGAGCAAAUCUCCAUCGCCGCAGACAACAUACACUCAACAGGGAAUGGAAGGAAUAAAGGUUUACUUGCACGAAAGAGAACUUUGGACAAAGUUUCAUGAAGUGGGAACCGAAAUGAUCAUCACAAAGGCGGGGAGGCGAAUGUUUCCAAGCUACAAAGUGAAGGUUACUGGACUGAAUCCAAAAACGAAAUAUAUUCUCUUGAUGGAUAUAGUACCAGCUGACGAUCACCGCUACAAAUUCGCUGAUAAUAAAUGGUCUGUGACGGGGAAAGCAGAGCCUGCCAUGCCCGGGAGGUUGUAUGUCCACCCAGACUCACCGGCGACGGGGGCGCAUUGGAUGAGGCAGCUUGUCUCCUUCCAGAAGUUAAAACUAACAAACAACCACCUCGAUCCUUUCGGACAUAUCAUACUGAAUUCCAUGCAUAAGUAUCAACCCAGGCUUCACAUUGUGAAAGCAGAUGAGAACAAUGGAUUCGGCUCCAAAAACACAGCGUUUUGCACUCACGUGUUUUCCGAAACAGCAUUCAUUGCUGUCACAUCCUACCAAAACCAUAAGAUUACACAGUUGAAGAUUGAGAAUAACCCCUUUGCCAAAGGUUUUCGGGGGAGUGAUGACAUGGAGCUGCAUCGGAUGUCGAGGAUGCAAAGCAGUAAAGAGUACCCGGUGGUCCCACGCAGCACGGUUCGCCAAAGGGUGGGAGCCAGCCAGAGCCCUUUCAGCGGGGAGGUGCGAGGGCUUGCCACGCCUGGCAGUUUGGGCUCCCAGUACCCAUGUGAGAAUGGGGUCACUAGCACCACCCAGGACCUACUGUCCCAGUCAGGCCCCUAUCCCCUCCCCCAUGAGCACAGCCAGGUCUACCACUGCACCAAGAGGAAAGUGGAGGAUGAGUGCCACACAGGAGACCACCCAUUUAAGAAGUCCUACAUUGAGAGCUCCCCCAGCGAGGAUGAGACUUACUAUCGGUCCACCAGCUACUCCCAGCCCUCCAGCUUGACGGGCCCCUACAGGACUGAGUCGGCGCAGCGCCAGGCCUGCAUGUACGCCAGCGCCUCGCAAGCGACAGAGCCAGUGCCCAGCCUGGAGGACAUCAGCUGUAACACCUGGGCGGGCGUGCCGCCCUACACCAGCUGCCCGGUGACAGCCAUGCAGCCCAUGGAGCGGCUGCCUUACCAGCAUUUCUCUGCCCACUUCACCUCUGGGCCCCUGGUACCCAGACUGAGCGGGGUGGCCAGCCACGCCUCACCCCCGCUGGGCGAUGCCCACAGCAUGUACCAGAGCUCAGUGUCCCACCAGCCCCUUGCUCGACAGUGCGGGCCCAGCGGAGGCAUCCAGUCGCCUACUGCUGGCCUGCAGGGCAACGAGUAUCUCUACCCUCACAGCAUGCCUCGCACCCUCUCUCCACACCAGUACCAUGCAGUACACACCGUUGGCAUCAUGCAGGAGUGGAGUGAGAGCAGCUAA
Megalops cyprinoides (Indo-Pacific tarpon) is the source of this 1566-nucleotide messenger RNA. Its product is annotated as T-box transcription factor TBX5-like. Gene Ontology annotation, molecular function: RNA polymerase II cis-regulatory region sequence-specific DNA binding; DNA-binding transcription factor activity, RNA polymerase II-specific. The transcript has 8 exons. The coding region runs from base 1 to 1566 and encodes 521 amino acids. Gene Ontology annotation, biological process: regulation of transcription by RNA polymerase II; pattern specification process; cell fate specification. Lineage: Eukaryota; Metazoa; Chordata; Actinopteri; Elopiformes; Megalopidae. The record is from RefSeq and is a predicted model, not a curated record. Gene Ontology annotation, cellular component: nucleus.